AUGUCAACUAUCCAUUAUAAAUUCCACUCAUGUGUCACUUAUACAACAAUUACCUUCGAUGAUCUUCAUGUUCGAGUCAAUGAGCUGAAGAAAGCCAUCUAUGAGAAGGAGAAUCUAUCUCCAGAGCAGUUUGAUUUGCUCGUCGAGAAUGCGCAUACCAAGCGAGUCUACAGCGAUGAUCAGAUUGUGCCAAGGAACUCGUCGGUGAUUGUCAGGCGAUGCCCGAGAGAAAACACCAAAGCACCUAAAGUGCAGUAAGUUUUUUUGAUUAUUUCUUUGUGUUUUUCUAAGUUUAGGUGUAAAGAAUGAGUUGGAAUUGCAAGAUAAAGGAAUUUUCUUGCUUCUAAUAACCUUUUUUUGAGUUAUUGGGCGAUGAAUUGAGUAGUUAUACUCAUCACGAACAUCAGCUGUUUUGAUGCCUAAACUAAUAUUUUCAGUGAUCAAAGCACCUCGGGAAUCGUUGGAAAAGCCCCCCAACAGACUGCUCCUGACCUCAGCUUUAUUGACUCGGUAAGUUCCCUCAUUUGAACUCCACGAAUAUUGAAUUAUAUUGUUUUAGAUCGACUUCUCCAAAAUGACCGAGCAAGAGCGCCUAGCACACAUCAAGAAGGUCUCAUCGGAAAAAUAUGCUCAGCAAAAGUAUGUUGCAUAUUCAUUUGUGAUUUCUUUUGCGUUUAGGGUCGAAUAGAAAGGCGUUUUGAGGAAGUUUUAUAUUACUUUAUGUAGUAAUAUCAAAGUUUUGGGCAAAAAUUGUUGAUGGCUUGUCUAACCCGCUUCAUCUUUCAGCUUCCGUCGAACCACGAACGCGUCUGCCUUCUCGGAGCCUCCACCGCCCAACUACACAUGCAAUCGCUGCAGCCGGACCGGCCAUUGGUACAGGGACUGCCCAUUGGUAACAAAACUUUCUCUGAUAUUGGACUUGAUUCCCGCCCGUUUAUGCUCUCACUUCCCCAUAUAGCGCGGGUUUUUUCAUUUUGGCUGGAAUCCCGAUGAUUGUCGGAUUGAUAUUCGACUUUAUUGGCCUGAUGGAAAAACCCGCGGCCCGGACGAAUGAGAGGCGAAAAGAGUGAGAUACGCUGUGAAAUGAAUGCAUCUCGAGUUAAUAAAUGUUAUUAAGCUUUGCAAUCCGCAACAAUAAGUUCACUUUUUUUGAAUUUUCAGCCGUUUUAACCGUGAUUUUCAGCUGAUUUGGGGGCGAUUUUGGGUGUUUUUUGGGAAAUGUGUAGUGAUUGGUGUGGGUUUUGGGUUAAAUUGGAGGUUUUGUGGGGUGUAAUAGGUUUCCUGGAUAUUUUUAUGCAAUUUUUAAAGGAUUGGGGAUCCGAAAAAAAUUGUGAUUGACAUUAUUUUAGAUGACCUUGAUAAAAAUUUUUUUGAUUUUUAUGAAAAUUUUACUUUUGUUUAAAAAGUAUUUGACGGUAAUGUAGAGUUUAUUGGGUGUGUUGAGACUACUGGUGCAGAUUUUUUGUUUAUUUUGAGGUUUAAUUUUGAGCUUGUUUUAGGGUGUUUAUUUAUUAUUUUUUUUUUGGAAUUUUCCACAAAUAUUAUUAGGAAUAUGAAUUUAAAACGGUAUGCAUGGGGCUUAAAAGGGUUUUUUUGGUAUGUCUUGCCUUUGACCGGCUUCAAAAUUUUUAAAAAAUUUAAUGAGAAGUAAAAAUUUUGACUUGCCAUCGAUUGCGGCAUGCAUCAACAGCGAUCCAGAAAAGGAUAAAACCACUACAGGCUACGCAAACUUGUCGAGCAAUUUCAAAUUUUAUAAAGUCUGCCCUAGUCAUACCGAAUAUGGCCAAGUCUUUUCGGACUUGACCAUAUUUGGUAUGCCCGGGACAGAUUUUGUAAAAUUUGAAAUUAUUCGACAAGUUUGGAUAGCCCGUAGUCGUUUUAUCCUCUUCUGGAUCGCUGUCGAUGCGAUGCCGCAAUCCAAAGAAACGAAAGUUUGACUUGAAAAAUGGGUUAAAGAAGUCACGGUUUUCUUGGUCUCGGAUGUGUUUGACAGGCAUAAAGAUCAUUCUGGUAAACGGUAACAGGGUCAUUGAGUAUUAUGUAGCAAAUAGUUCGCAGGGAGAAGUCUGGACCAAGGAGGAAUGAGUAUUUCUGGUUGAUUUUUCAAAAUUUUGGAUGACUGUCUAAAAUAAGGUCGAAAAAGUUGGGUAACAGAAAACAUUCAAGGUCUAACUACAAAAAUUAAAGAGUAAUGGUCAUGAAAUUCUGGAUGCUACAGAAAAGUACCAACUCCUUGGUCCGUCCCGCCAGAUUUUUCCGAGACUCCAUCCUAAACCUCGUUUCAGGUGAAUAUCCGGCGAACCACCGGAAUUCCCAUGGAAGAACUGGUGGAAACGACGGCCGACGACCCUCACGCCAUGCUCCAUCCGUCCGGCAAGUUCAUGGUGCAACGCAUGCACAUGGCCGCGAGAAUUACAUCAAAAGCGAAGCAUCCCCAACUCGGACUCACUUCCUCACCAAAUAUCGAUGAAACGGGACAAUCGCCGCGGCCGCAGGAAGAACCAAUACCCGAGGAAUUGCAGUGCCCUUUGUGCAAGGAGUUGUUGAAGGUAAGAGAGCGGGUUUUGGGCGGGGUGAGGGGGGAUUUUUGAUGACUUUUUUGGUGAGCUAUAGUGAUGUAAAACAAUGUGAAAAAAGUGGAAAGUGAGGUCAUUUUUUUUGAUUAAAAUGGAAAUUAGAAAGAAAGAAGAGAGCAUUUACGGUAAUAAUAUGAAGUUUUGAGUUGAUUGAAGGGCUAGUUUUGACGUGGCAAGCAUUUUAAUGAGAUAUACUUUCUGUGGUUUUAUGACAAGUUGAUGGUUCCAAUGCAAAAAAAUAAUCUUGGUAAUGAGCCAGAAAUUAGUUGGAAGGCAUUUACGUUCUUUUUCAAUUUCAUUUUUACCAUUUGAAGGUAAAAAUCAGACAUUAAUUAUAUUAUCCAUGACAAAAAAAAUCAAAAAAUUUGCUCAGAAAACUGUGUUUUUUGGUUUUUCAUUGAAAAUGAAUGCAACAAUGUCUUGCAACGUAUUUUACUCGAAUAUUUAUUUUGCCAACCAUUUUUUAAAAUUUUAUCAUCCGUUUUCAGGAAGCCGUCCUAACCGUGUGCUGCGGCCAAAGUUUCUGCAUGUCCUGCAUGAUGCAGGUGAUAAUGUCGGACGACACGCGCUGCCCAGGCCAAGACUGCUCCUCGGAAAUCACGAACAACUCGAUUGUCGAAAACAAACAACUUCGCCGCGCCGUGGAAAAGUAUCGCUUGGCCAAGUCCCAACCCACGCAGAAACCAGUGAAUAUGGACGCGAUUGCGAGCACCUUGCCCGUGCCUUUGAUCCCACAUGGUGAUAGUAGUCUUGUGGAUGACGCUCAGGACAAGGUAGGCUAAAAUACGAGGGAUUUUUGGGGGUUUUUGGAGAAUUUUUGGGAUUUUUUGGGGUUAAAAUGAUAAUUUAGGGAAAUUUUUUUUAUUUUGUCGUAUUUUAGCACUCAUCGCAAUUCCCGAGGACUCAUAUGGGCUUGAAUAACCGCUCCGGAGCAACUCCCACCUCACAAACGAAUGGAAAUUCCAUUAUGAACAUUAGUCCCGCAUUGAAUACUGUUGGUAAGUUGAUGAUUUUAAAGGUGAUUUAUACUAUUCUAAGUGGUCAUAUAGAAGUGUUAGGUGGAAAAAAAAAGAUUGUUCUGUUUUAUUCAAGCCAUAGUUUUUGAGAAAACAUUGAAAAUUUUGAAAAUUUGUCCAUUUUUUGUCAUGGAUAAUAUAAUUGGUGCCAAAAUUUUACGAUUUGGUAGGCAAAUUUUGUUAUAAGAUGAGCGUUGAGGUCUGUAAUGUAUAACGGUAGCAUCAAUUUUAAUUUCAGCAUCAACUAACUCCCAGCCAUUGAAAUUGCCAACGGUCGAUCUCACCAAAAUGCUCCCCACCCCGAAACCAGUCAUCCCACCGGCUCAACCGUAAGUUUGCUGACGAUUUAGAGCUCGAUUUUGUGGCCUAAAAUUGGAUUUUUUUGUAUCUUACCCAUAAAUGCUUUUGAUUUUGAGAUUUUUGGAUAUCAAGUUAUUUUUUUAGUCUCGUUAACAAUGUCGCCCCAAUUUCCACACCAACCAUUGACCACAUAGCUCCAAAAGCACGCCCAAAACUCGAUGAUACUGCUCCGCCAGGAACGUUGGAGGAGAGCACGGAGAAUGACGUGGAAAACGACGGAGACGCCCGAGAAAGAGAGGAAAAGAAGAAAAGCAACGAUAUCAACAAAUUGUGGGAGAGUUUACUGCAAAGGGAUGAGGUAAGUGGUGUGAAAUUGAAGGCAGAGGGAUAUGAAGCGGGUUGGGAGGGGUAUUUUUGGCGGGCGGGGUAAGGGGAGACCAAAAUUUGAGGGUCAGUUUGAUGACUAAAGUAAGGUUUUUUUGAACUGGUGAAGGAUUUUAGUGAGGACAAAAAUAUCCAGGACGAUUUUGUAGGGCAUAAAAAGAGGUUUGGAGAGUAUGGCGAGACGGGAUUUUAGUAAAAUUGUAUAUUUUUUUUUUUUUUUUUUUGAUUUUUUUUUAUUUUUAGCCAUCAAAUGUCAAGUCAAAGUCGAAUAAAUUGGACCCAAAACUCCCGUUGGUUGAUAAAAAGCCAAGGGAACGCCAAGACACGGCCUCAUCGACGUCCUCGGACAAGAAACCGACGAAGAAACGAACCCCUUCACCAGAAUCAGAGGCCAAAAACGCCGCCUUAUCAGCGCUACUGGGCGUCUCGGAUAAAAUUACGGAGAAGAUUGCGCCACUUGGAGGCGGUUCAGUCAUCGAUCCGAUCACUGGUAGGGGUUUUGAAUAGUUUUUUGGGAUUUUUUUAUGUUGUUGUAGGUAUUGAUGAAUUUUUAAAAGGAAAUUACUUCUAUGGGGUAUGGAGUUAUAGGUCGAGACAUGUAGCAAAAAAAAUCGCAAAUUUUUUUGAUUCAGAAUAUGUAAAAAUUGGCUGCCCAAUUUUGGUUUGUAAAAAUGAAAAAAUCCUCAGAACUUUUCUCGCAACACCACGCAAAUGCCUUUUUGACCAAGUUUUUACCAAUCAAAAUGCUUUGUUUUGAGCUAAAGUAAGCCCUGGCAUCUUGACAAGCCUUAAAAAUAUCAAGUUUGAUUAAUACUACAAUGCCCUUUUUUUACCUUGGAACUACUAAUUAAGGUGUAGUAUUAAUCAAAUUUGAUAUUUUUAAGGCUUGUCAGGAUGCCAGGGAUUACUUUAGCUCCAAACAAAGCGUUUGAAUUGGUAAAAAUUUGGUUAAAAAGACGUUUGCGUGGUGUUGCGAGAAAGGUUCUGAGGGGUUUUUCGACCUUACAAACCAAAAUUGGGCAGCUAAUUUUUACGUUUUCUGAAUCAGAAAAAUUUUGCGAUUUUUUUGAUAUACGUCUCGACCUGUAACCCCAUACCCCAUAGAAGUAUUUUACUUGUUAAAUUAGGUAUAUAUGUGUGUGUUUUUGGCAAAAGAUUUGUAUUUUUAGGCCGUCCAACGCUCGGAGGAGCCUCGAAGCUGAGUAGCCGAACAAGGAAACGCUCGAAAAGCCCUCUGGCGACGAGAAGGUCCAAUCGCUCCAGGUCUCCCCGAGUCUCGAAACGAAAACCGGAACGCCAACGAGAGGAAUCGAAAAAGGACAGAGAUUCCAGAAGGCGAAGAUCGAGAUCCCCAGAACGAAGGCGAAGCAACAAGGAGAAGUCCAAAUCGCCGAGGAAACGAUCUCACCGACGAAAACGUUCGAGAACCCCGGAGGAUGACGAACGAAAAGAGACGCCAGAGAAAAAGAGACGCCAACGGAAGGAAUCGCAACCUCAAAUUGAGAAGGAGGAGGAAGCUGGCAAAUGUAAGAAGUGGUUUUGAGAUUUUUUGGAGCGUCUGAGAGCUGUUUUGAAAUGAUUUUUGGUGAUAUAUAGGUCAUGGAGAAUAUAAUUUUUGAUUUUUUUUUUUUAAUUUUGCGAUUCCAGCCGACACUCCGACCAAAUUGACCGCCGAGGAAAACGAAAUCGACAAUGUGAUCCAAGAAACGAAAGAGAAACUCAGAACUUUUUCGGCGACAACUUCGGAGACGGAUAAGUCGUCUCCAAGCGAAAAAAUGGAAAUCCCCUCGGAAAAAGUGGAAGAAGUCUUUGAAAAGGAUGAGGAAAUGGAAAAAGAAAAGCCUGAAGAAGAAGAGAAAGAAUUAGAAAAGCCUCCGCAAAAAGUGUCGAGUCCGAAAUUCAUCGAUGAAACGAAAUUGAUCGACUCUUUCCGGCCGGUGGAGGAAAUUGAAAAAGAAAAUGGAAAAGAGAAGCCAAAGGUAAAAGAAUUGUUGAUGAAAUGUAUGAGUGGGGCAUUAUAGAGGAUUUGAAGGGUAUUUUUGGAGGAAUUGAAGGGUUAUAGAAGCUGAAAUUGAGCUUUGAAUAUGAAUAGAUGUCAUGGAUAAUAUAAGGUGAAAAAAUAAUGAUUUUGGGAUGAAAUAGGAUUGAUUUAGUAAGAACUAGAUGUAGAAGGGCUUGAUUGAGUAUUUGAAUGGUUUAGUUUGAGGGAUUUGGAUUUGUAGUAGGCAUAGAAAUGCAAAAAUUCUGACCUCAUAGAUAAUAUAAUUUGAUGUUGGGUAUGGACUGAAAAUUGCUGGAAUUGGAAAAGUAAAGACAAAAAAGACAUGUGAUUGGCUUUUUUUGAGAGAUCUGGAAAUUUUUGGGGCUUGCAACAGAAUGCCAAGAAAUUUUUUUUGAUUUUGGAAAUUUUCGGAUUUUUUAAAAUUUUUGGACUUGAGAGUAAAAGUGAUGAUUGAAAAUUGAUUUUUAUAGGUUUUUAGGAAAUUUUGAGAUUUUUUUAAACAGUUGACAGUUGAUUUUUAGAGAUUUUUUACUAAAAUUUUAAUUUUUUAGGAAGAACCCAAACAUCACGAAUAUGAGAAUGAAAUCGCCCUAGAAGAGGAGGAGGACGAAGAAAAUGGCCACUCGCCCCGGUCGGAUCAUGAAAAUAAUAAUGAGAAAAGGGAAUCCGACUCCUCGGAUUCUUCGGACGACGAAAAAUCAGAGCGAAGGAAGAAAAAAGCGGACCGAAAGUUGUCGAGAGAAGAGCGCAAAUCCGAAAAGAAGAAGAAAAAGAAGCACAAGAAGCACCACAAAGACGACAGAGAACACAAAAAGAAGAAGAAACGAGAGCGGGAGGAGAAAUCGACCGAAUCCCGCAAAAGACGGCGCUCCAGCUCCGAUUCCGACGACGAAUCCACGAAAAAGAAGAAGAAAAAGCACAAGAAACGCGAUAAAUAA
Bursaphelenchus xylophilus (pine wood nematode) is the source of this 7216-nucleotide messenger RNA. The record is from the annotation of a GenBank genome assembly. NCBI's taxonomy places the organism in Eukaryota, Metazoa, Nematoda, Chromadorea, Rhabditida, Aphelenchoididae.